Messenger RNA from Dicentrarchus labrax (European seabass), 2363 nucleotides. RefSeq lists its product as uncharacterized. The transcript is spliced from 15 exons. The coding region runs from base 120 to 2168 and encodes 682 amino acids. The record is from RefSeq and is a predicted model, not a curated record. NCBI's taxonomy places the organism in Eukaryota, Metazoa, Chordata, Actinopteri, Moronidae.
ACGUGAAAGGGUAGAGGUUGUUCCUCGCGCAUCUCUUCACACAUUUGAAGCUACAGAUUUUACUAAGUUAGUUCACGUUAGCUGUAGCUGUGUUAUUGUCACUGUGACAGCCGUUGAACAUGAAUUGGGUUGGGGGUUCAAGGAGCCGGCUAGUGAUGAAGAAUGAUGCAAAAAGGCAGAGAGAGUUCUUUGAAAAGAGGAAAAUGCAGCAGAGAUUGAAGAACUUGGGAGUCACUGUGCCAGCAUCCCCUCAAAGCAGUAGUGCUGCUAGUAUGGACCUGGUGACUCUGUUCAUAGUCAACCAGAUUGCUGCUAAGAAAGAAAAUAAAGAGCCUCCUAAAGUGGCAGUUCUUGGCAGCUAUAAAGGAGGAUCUAAGCAUAAGAGAAAUGAGCCCCUGGUACUUCCCAUGAGCCCCUGCUCUCCAUCACAGCUUAGUUUUGUUGAGAGCCAAACUCAAAACAGUCUUCAAGCAACAAGAAAGAGAAAGCACGUUAUUCCACAAGGGUUCAAGUGCCGGCAGCUGUCACCAGUGCCGGAGUCAGGUUUCUCAGACAACAGUGCAUCUGACUACCUGCCACCCAUAACCGACCCCCUCAGCCCCUUCUCCUCCACCUCAUCAGCUUCCUCAGCCAAUUUAGGCCAAAUCAAACUGGUCUCCUCAGGAAUGUUCCCCCUACAGCUGAAUCUCCAGCAGAGAAGCCAGACACAGGCAGCGCUCCCUCCCGACUGCUCCCCUCUACCCUGGAACACCUCGGGCCUGGAGCCGACCAAGGAGUAUCAGCCUUUCUCCCAGCCCAGAGGUAUGACAAACCGUAUCCCCUGGUCCUGUGGAUCAAACCUACCCAUCUACCAACUGGAGACACCCACUGCAGCCCGAGUCCUGUUUAGAAGUCCAGAGCCAGAUAACACAGAGGCCAGGGACCAUGAAAGAUACGACAUCACCUUCUCUCUCAACCAACCAGACGACAGGCAGCACAUGUUGAACUUCACUCUCAACCAGUCAGAAACUGAGCAGCAGAUCGAGGAAGCAGACGUCUUUAGGGGCUUCAGUACUGAGGAAUGUGAAAGAGAAGCCACUCCUUUUGGAAGAGGAAAAUCAAAGAUAUACCUCAAAGAUGAAACACCAGUCAAAUCUUCAACACCACAAACUUUCCCUGACUCACCAGGUGUGGGACUGAAGCUCUCCAACUGCACUGACAUGAACUUUUCAUGUCUUGAACACAACAAUGGCCCCAUGAAUGGUUGUGACUAUUCGCCAAGUUACUCUUGUAGAGGUUACCUCAGUUCAGAUGAUGAAGAAGAACGCUGUGAGCCAUGUCUCCAGGCUGCCUCUUCAUAUAUAAACCAAACCUGUUGUUCAGAGAGCCUAAAACAAAACUUGGACUCACAGGGGAAUACAAAACAAAGGCACACCCAACCCAGGCCUCUCUCCCUGCUCCUAAAACCAAAAACAAACUUCAGAGAUGAUCAGAUUAUGGAGAAUGUGGCUCAUCCAGAUAAAGCCUUAGGAUGUAAUGGCCAACAGAUGGAAAGCAACACAGCUCAGUUAGACUUUCCUCUGGCUCAAACUCAGAGCCCAGAGCCGUGCAAAUGCAAGAAAACAUCCAACGAAACUCGAGAUGCAGGAAGUCAAACUGUCGACCCCACAGCUGAGACAUGUGACGCAUCGACUCAGUGCAGCUUUGUUGCAGACAGCGCGACCAAAACCACUGAGUUCAACUUGUGCCUGCCACCUGUUGAUGUGUCAGUACAGCAUUCAGCCACAGGGGGGCAGACUGAUACUGCCACAGAGCCAAAUACACACACACCUUCAUCCAGCCAGGCCAGGAGUGGAGGGAGGCACACGCCCUGGAGCAAGAACAUAUCCAAGGCUGGUUCCCUAUCAGGCAGCGGUAUUAUAAAAGAACUCACCGCUGACAACAGAGAUGGCAAAGUGAUCCUACAGAGACCCAUAACCCCUUUUCUAGAUGCCCUGAGCAUGACCGACAGCAGAGAGGGCAGAGAUGAGAGAGGGCAACAAGAAAAUGGCUGUCUGAUGAAAGGCCUCUCCAACCGAGUGAGGGAGGAGGUCACAUCUGUCACCAGAGUUAACAGACUCUCACAAGAGGCUGAAACACUUCAGGAAAUAGCUGACAUUUUGCUCCUGCUCAAACAGAAGGAGAAGUAGGGAGAAGUAGGGAUGGGAAGGAAGGAAGGAAGGAAGGAAGAUGGAUGAAGGCAGCAGGAAAUAUAAAAACAUACGUGUUCUGGGUGUGUUUUCAAAUUCAAAGCAUUUAAUAGUUUGUUUUUAAGCAUAUAUAAACCACAUAAAAUAAGGAUAGUGUUUGUUCAAAGUGUUAUGAAAUAAAGCCCCAAAGCUUUA